Neoarius graeffei (lesser salmon catfish) is the source of this 4350-nucleotide messenger RNA. It is a transcript of the gene plcb1l, whose product is annotated as 1-phosphatidylinositol 4,5-bisphosphate phosphodiesterase beta-1. Bases 215 to 3940 code for a protein of 1241 amino acids. Gene Ontology annotation, molecular function: phosphatidylinositol-4,5-bisphosphate phospholipase C activity; calcium ion binding; calmodulin binding. Gene Ontology annotation, biological process: lipid catabolic process; phosphatidylinositol-mediated signaling; memory. The transcript has 33 exons. NCBI's taxonomy places the organism in Eukaryota, Metazoa, Chordata, Actinopteri, Siluriformes, Ariidae. The record is from RefSeq and is a predicted model, not a curated record. Gene Ontology annotation, cellular component: nuclear speck; cytoplasm.
CCCCAUCCUCUCCUGCUCACUGGCCAAAAGUCGACUAAAGCGCACGGAGCUGGUGCACUAUGGACAGCAACGCGCUUCAGCUUCACACGGACCGGCACUAAAUCCUACUUUUUUAAAUGCCUUAAGAGUUUUAUUUUUUAAUUUUUUAAUUUUUCCACUGGACGGAAAAUUGACAGUUGUGCGUUUGCUCUAAGAGUCAGUGCACUCAGAUGGUAUGGCGGGGCCACAGCCGGGAGUUCACGCGCUCCAGCUCAAACCCGUGGCCGUGUCGGAGAGUUUGAGGAAAGGAAACAAAUUCAUGAAAUGGGAGGAUGACUCCACCACUGUGACUCCUGUGACAUUACGGGUUGACCCCAAAGGCUACUUCUUUUAUUGGACUGAUCAGAAUAAGGAGACAGACCUUCUGGACAUUGCUUAUAUCAAGGAUGCUAGAACUGGGAAAUAUUCCAGGACACCUAAGGAUGCUAAAGUGCGGGAGCAGCUGGGAGUGGCCGGUGUGGUGGGAAAGAUUGAGAACAGAAUGCUGACAGUGGUGACUGGUCCAGACAUGGUGAACAUCAGCUACCUGAACUUCAUGGCCUUCCAAGACGAGGUGGCUAAGGAGUGGUCAGACGAGCUCUUCAGCUUGGCCUCCAACCUCCUGAUCCAAAACAUGUCCCGGGAGUCCUGUCUCGAAAAAGUGUAUACUAGACUAGUGCUGCAGCUCAAUCCUGAAGGAUUUAUUCCUGUGAAGAACAUCUUCCGUGUGUUUUCAGCAGACAGGAAGCGGGUUGAGAAUGCACUGGAGAUCUGCAGUCUUCCAUCGGGCAGAAAUGACUUAAUUCCCCAGGAACAGUUCACUCCAGAUAUAUUCAGAGUGUUCCUCAAUAACAUUUGUCCCCGGAAGGACAUCGAUACCAUCUUCUCAGAAAUUGGUGCUAAGAGCAGGCCAUACCUCACAGUAGAUCAGAUGACUGACUUUAUCAACAACAAGCAGCGAGACCCUCGGCUGAACGAGAUCCUGUACCCUCCCCUGAAGCCCGAGCAAGUGCAGGCAUUGGUGGAGAAGUAUGAACCUGACACCAUGCUCUAUCAAAGAGGGCAGAUUUCUGUUGAGGGUUUUGCCAGGUAUCUAAACGGAGAAGAGAACAGCAUCAUCCCUCCUGAAAAAUUGGACCAGAGUGAGGACAUGACACUUCCUUUGUCCCACUACUUCAUCAACUCCUCCCAUAACACCUACCUCACAGCGGGGCAGUUGGCAGGAAACUCCUCAGUGGAGAUGUACAGGCAGGUUCUGCUGUCAGGUUGCCGCUGUGUGGAGCUGGACUGCUGGAAGGGACGCACAGCUGAAGAGGAGCCAAUUAUCACCCACGGCUUCACCAUGACCACCGAGGUCUCCUUUAAGGAAGUAAUUGAGGCCAUUGCUGAGAGUGCUUUCAAGACAUCCUCUUUUCCUGUCAUCCUUUCAUUUGAGAACCAUGUGGACUCCCCCAAGCAGCAAGCUAAGAUGGCUGAGUAUUGCAGAUCAAUAUUUGGAGAAGCUCUGCUUACAGAGCCACUGGAGAAAUAUGCACUGGAAGCAGGAACUCCUCUGCCCAGUCCCAUGGACCUCUUAGGGAAAAUUCUCAUCAAAAACAAGAAGAAUUCCCACAAGAAUGAGGGCAGCACAAAGAAGAAGCUCUGUGAGCAGACCUCUAAUACCUACAGUGAUACAUCCAGCGUGUGUGAGCCAUCCUCUCCAAGCGCAGGCUCCACAAACCAUGACAUGCCGGACUCGAGUCAGCCAAGUUCAGAGACGGGCAGUGAAACCAGGCUACAGGGGAGAAAAUAUAUGGGUGAGGUUGAUGCAGAAAGCGAGGAUGAGGAUGAUGAAGAUGAUGACUGUAAAAAGUCCAUGGAUGAGGGGACAGCAGGAAGUGAAGCGUUUGCUACUGAGGAGAUGUCCAACUUAGUCAACUACGUCCAGCCAGUCAAGUUCACCUCAUUUGAAGCAUCUAAAAAGUCAAAUAAAAGUUAUCACAUGUCAUCAUUUGUGGAGACAAAAGCACUAGAGCAGCUGACGAAGGCUCCGGUGGAAUUUGUGGAGUAUAACAAACUCCAGCUUAGCCGAAUCUACCCUAAAGGCACUAGGGUGGACUCCUCUAACUACAUGCCUCAGGUGUUCUGGAACGCUGGAUGUCAGCUUGUGGCAUUGAACUUCCAGACGAUAGAUCUGGCCAUGCAGCUGAACCUGGGCAUGUAUGAAUACAAUGGAAAAUGUGGCUAUAGGCUCAAGCCUGAGUUUAUGAGGAGGCCUGAUAAAAACUUUGACCCCUUCACUGAAAGCACAGUGGAUGGGAUUGUAGCGCAUACACUUUCAGUGAAGAUUAUAUCAGGACAGUUCCUGUCCGAUAAAAAGGUUGGCACCUAUGUGGAGGUGGAUAUGUUUGGCCUCCCAGUGGACACAAAAAGGAAAGCAUUUCGGACAAAGACGUCCCCAGGCAACGCCGUUAACCCUGUGUGGGAUGAGGAGCCCAUCGUCUUUAAGAAGGUGGUUCUUCCCACUCUUGCGUCUUUGAGAAUAGCCGUCUACGAGGACAACGGGAAGAUUAUCGGCCAUCGCAUCAUCCCAGUGAAUGCCAUCCGGCCUGGUUACCAUUACAUAGGGCUGAGGAAUGAGAAGAACCAGACACUAACACUACCUGCUGUUUUUGUCUACAAUGAAGUCAAAGACUAUGUCCCUGACACCUUCGCAGAUGUGAUUGAGGCCCUGUCCAAUCCUAUCCGCUAUAUCAACCUGAUGGAGCAGAGAGCCAGUCAGCUUGCAGCUCUCACCCAGGAGGAGGGAGGACAAGAGGUGAACAACAAAGAGAUAGAUGCGUGCGGGGAGAUUGUGUCAGAGUCAAACAGCGAGGUCCAACACCCCCCAGCUGAGAAUGGAACGAGUCAUACUCCUCUCAUCUCCCCCAAACCACCUUCACUGAUCAGCCAUCAUCCACACUCCACAGGAUCUUUGAAACCAACUGUUAGGACUGAAGAUGUGAUUCAGAGUGUUUUGACAGAGUUGGAAGCCCAGACACUGGAGGAACUGAAGCAGCAGAAGGCUUUUGUGCGUGAGCAGAAGAAACAGUAUAAAGAGCUGAAGGAGUUGGUCAAGAAGCACCAUAAGAAAACCACAGACAUGAUUAAAGAGCACACAGCCAAGCAAAGUGAGCUGCAGAGCGAAUAUCAGCGCCGGCAGUCUGCCCUGCAAAAGAGCGCCCGAGUAGUUGGUAAGAAAAGAUCAGGUUCAGAGCAGGCUGUGGAUCAGGAGCUGGCCGCUCUGGAGGAGGAGAACAUGCAGAGACUGAGCGAACUGAAGGAGCAACAGCAGCACCAGCUGCUCACUCUCAGACAAGACCAGUACUACAGUGAACAGUACCUCAAGGGCAAACACAUUAAACAGCUGGUGGAGAAGCUGACCACUGUCGCUGAGGAAUGUCAGAGCAACCAGCUGAAGAAACUUAAGGAGCUGUGUGAGAAAGAAAAGAAAGAGUUGAAGAAGAGGAUGGACAAGAAGAGGCAGGAGAAGAUACAUGAGGCAAAAUCAAAAGAGAAGAAUCUAACAGAGGAAGAGAAGUUAGAAAUCAACAGGUCACAUGUGAAUGAGGUUGUACAGUAUAUCAAAAGGCUGGAAGACGCUCAAAGCAAAAGGCACGAGAAGUUGAUCGAGGCACACAAACUCAUUCGGCAGCAAAUCCUGGAGGAGAAGCCAAAGCUUCAAACCGAGCUGGAUCAGGAAUACCAGGACAAGUUCCGACGACUCCCAGUGGAGAUCCAAGAGUUUGUACAGGAAAGCGCUAAAGGCAGCCUAAGUAAUGAAUGGGAACCGGGCUGCCUUAGCACCUCAUCCACCGCCGAGAACCUGAACCACAAAGCAGGCCAGUCAGAAGAGGACGCAGACGAGGACUCUACAGAGAAGGUGUUCGACACUCCUUUAUGAACUACACAUUGGGUUUCACAUCAGCAGAUGUAAAGAUUUUGUAACAUCUGUAUUUCUGGUGUUACCUCUGAUUUGUCUCUGAUAAAUAAUACUUUAUCAGAGUAUACUUGAACAACAGCAAGGAUACUUUUGGUUUCUUCAUGAUAUUAGGUUUUUAAUUUGUAUAUCCGUUACUGUAAACUGACAAAUUUGAUUAUGCUGCUGUUUGGGUUUAGUUAAGCACUAGGGAUUAUGUCUGUUUUCAUUAGUAGUAAACCCCAGCCUGGGCAAUUAUUUGCAGUGCAAACUAUGAAAAAUUAUUUCAGAGUAAGGCUGUAUAAAUAGCUUUAAACUGUAGAGGCUUUGAGAUCUCUGUCCCAUAUUCACCACAGCACUACAAUAUCUUCUACUGUUUCUUUUAAAUGACCACA